Periophthalmus magnuspinnatus is the source of this 2622-nucleotide messenger RNA. RefSeq names its product cathepsin D-like. The transcript is spliced from 9 exons. Gene Ontology annotation, molecular function: aspartic-type endopeptidase activity. Lineage: Eukaryota; Metazoa; Chordata; Actinopteri; Gobiiformes; Gobiidae. Gene Ontology annotation, cellular component: lysosome. The record is from RefSeq and is a predicted model, not a curated record. Gene Ontology annotation, biological process: proteolysis. Bases 115 to 1308 code for a protein of 397 amino acids.
UGCCGCGGUCAGCUGAUGUUAGAAAAGGCUUUUCUCUGAAGUGCUGGCUCAUUGUUGUUCAUUAAUUUAAGCUUUUCUCCUGCGGAGCUCUUCGGAAGUCUUUACCUGAGCAACAUGCGGCUCCCUGUGGGAUUUGUGUGCGCUUUGGCGGCGUUGGUUCUCUGCACAGACGCCCUGAUUCGGAUUCCUCUGCAGAAGUUCCGUUCCAUCCGUCGUUCCAUCACGGACUCUGGGAAAGACUUGGGCCAGAUCAUGGGCGACAGCCGAAGCCUCAAAUACAACCAGGGCUACCCCCUGAAUGCCCCUACACCCGAAACGCUUACCAACUACCUGGAUGCUCAGUACUAUGGGGAGAUCACCUUGGGUACCCCCCCUCAGCGCUUCACUGUGGUCUUUGACACUGGCUCUUCAAACCUGUGGGUGCCUUCAGUGCACUGCUCCAUACUGGACUUUGCCUGCUGGGUCCAUAAGAAAUACAACGGGGCCAAGUCCAGCACUUAUGUGAAGAACGGCACAGCCUUCGCUAUUCAGUACGGCUCCGGGAGUCUGUCUGGGUACCUGAGCCAGGACACCUGCAGCAUUGGGGGCUUGGCAGUGGAGAAGCAGGUCUUCGGAGAGGCCAUAAAGCAGCCAGGAAUCACCUUUGUCGCUGCUAAGUUUGACGGGAUCCUGGGAAUGGCAUAUCCUCGGAUCUCUGUGGACGGAGUGGCUCCGGUGUUCGACAACAUGAUGAGCCAGAAGAAACUGGACCAGAACAUCUUCUCCUUCUACCUCAACAGAAAUCCAGACACUCAGCCUGGAGGAGAGCUGCUGCUCGGAGGAACUGACCCUAAAUACUUCACUGGAGACUUCCACUAUGUCAACAUCACCAGACAGGCCUACUGGCAGAUCCACAUGGACGGGCUGAAGGUGGGAGCUCAGCUGGGUCUGUGUAAAGGAGGCUGUGAGGCGAUCGUGGACACGGGCACCUCCCUGAUCACUGGACCUGCUGCAGAAGUGAGGGCUCUGCAUAAGGCCAUUGGAGCCCUGCCCCUCAUCCAGGGAGAGUACAUGGUGAGCUGUGAUAAGGUGCCCACUCUUCCCUCUAUCACCUUUAACAUCAAUGGCCAGUCCUACACUCUGACCGGAGACCAGUACAUCCUCAAGGAGUCCCAGGCAGGUAAAACCAUCUGCUUGAGCGGCUUCAUGGCUCUGGACAUCCCCCCUCCGGCUGGGCCCCUCUGGAUCCUGGGGGACGUCUUCAUCGGACAGUACUACACAGUGUUUGACCGCGACAACAACCGUGUCGGCUUCGCUCCCGCUAAAUAAACACAAAAUAUAUACGUUAACAAGACGAGACCGGGACUUGGACCGGGGGGCUACUAUGACCGGGACUUUGACAUUUUUAAGAUAUUUUAGACUGGUGUCAAUGUGUUUUGUUAUUUCGAGCAAAGUGUCAAAGUAGCCACUGGAUAAAAAAAUGUGUAGCUUGUAGAUCAUUUUCCUUGAGAUCGACAACACAUAAACACAAAACACUAUAAAGACAAUAUAUAAACCAGUUUGAAAUGUGAUGAAAGAAACUGGAUUAAUCCUGUAGACCUGUAAUUGGCAUUUAUUGUUGGACUGGACUUUUGACCAGGACUUGGAUUGGGUCUUGGUCUUCGACUUGGACCGGAACUUGAACUUGGACCGGGACUUUACCAGAGCUGCGGACAAGGUGUAGGGACCCUAAUCUGGUCACUCCUAAACCUACAAACAAUCCUAUUAGAACACAGUAUAAGCAGAAAUGGGUAUUUUAACCAUUUUUGAGCUGCUGUUGGUGUUGAUCACAAAAUUUAGAAAUUAUGAUUCAUCCUAAAACCAUUUUAGGAAUAUUACAUACUCAACAUUUUCUGUUUGCCUUUAAACGGACAGCAAUUUAGAUUUUACCAUCACUGAAAAAUGUUGGAUAAAAUUUUAUAAAUCAAAGCUAUUUGAACAUAACACUUUAUAUAUUUGGUUCGCAAUAAUAAAAAAUGACCAGUCUCUACUUCCUCAAUGUAGAAAGCUGUGUUUUGUUGUUCUCUCUCUGCUCUGUGAACACGGCUUAAACUCAUUUAGCUCAAUCUUUGCACUGACAUAUUUGAAAUUUUAUUGUUCAGAUUUGUAAAGGAUCGAAUGUUGAGAAAUGUUAGAAAUGUUGAUGCUUUUUUGUGAAUUUUUGGGUCUGAUUUUGGCAGAAUAUUUUAAGUUUCAGAUGAUAUGAGUUCUGCCUUUUGUGAUAGUUUUAAAUCAGGGACCUGUUUUAAUUAGAAACAUUCAUAAUACACUGCAAAAACAGCUACAUGGGUUAAAAUUACAAUCUGCUUUUUGAUGUCUUAUUUUCAAGCUUAAAGUAGCUUCAGUUGCUUAAAAGAAUACAUGCAUACAUUUUUGUAGCUUGUAAAUAUUUUCCUUGGUAUGUACAAUAUAUAAACAAAUACGAAAUGUGAAGAAACACAAUAAUAUAAACCUAGAAAUUACAUUUUUAACUUGGUCAUGGGUGGUCAUUUGACCUUGUGUAGGAGUUUUUGGCAGUGUAAUGUUGUUUUCAGUAGAAUGAUGUGUGUUGUUAAUGUAACUACUGUCUGAUUUUGAAGUGAUCAGCCUCAAUAAACUCAUUUU